Molecule: messenger RNA, 1254 nt
Organism: Trypanosoma theileri
Lineage: Eukaryota; Euglenozoa; Kinetoplastea; Trypanosomatida; Trypanosomatidae
Product: eukaryotic translation initiation factor 4E
Exons: 1
Coding region: 1-1254 (417 amino acids)
Biological process (GO): translational initiation
Cellular component (GO): eukaryotic translation initiation factor 4F complex
Molecular function (GO): translation initiation factor activity; RNA 7-methylguanosine cap binding
Source: RefSeq, a predicted model, not a curated record
AUGAGGGCAGACGUGAAGGAGUACAUCCCAUCAUGGGCCCGCAAGUCUGCACCGGCUGCAUCCACCGCCCCAACACCACCAACAGCCGCACCGGCCCCACAGAAGAGUGGAUUCACAACAUCCAUGACUUCUACGAAUGUGAUCACAAUACAUAAUAGCUCCACUGGGGGCGGUACCCCAAUCUACAUGCCAACUACACACACACACACGGCCGGUGGAUUGCCUAUGCGUAGCCCAACAGCGGCAUUACGGUUUCCAACUCGUAUGAGUCCCAUGCACGCACCGUUUCCACCUGUGUCAUCAACGAUGAAUCCAGAUGCGAAGGACUUUAUUCCACAUCUAUCAGGUGCCAACUCACUCGCACCACUGCCAACAUCAACAGCUGAAUUGGCAGAGGAACAAGAACGUCAGCAGAAACAGCAAAGCAGAUCUCCUGUAAAUGCGAAAUGGACAAACAGUACAGCAAAGAACAGUGAUACACACCCAACAAUGUCACCUGCAUUUAAGGCUAGUUUCACACCUCCUGUUGCCCCAAUUGUUGUGGAAAAAUCAGAAGAGGAAAUUAUAGAAAUUAGCAAGCGAAGCGAACUCAAAGUGGGAGCCCCUGCAUUUGUACCUCGUCGUACACUAAACCGUAUUCUUAUCACUAAACCAUCCCCAUCUUCACAAGCACAAUCAUCAAGUCAUAUGCCACUUGGAGAUGUUUGGUGCCUCUUCUUUCUACCUGCUAGUGGCGGGGAAAGUAUACGGGAGAAUACAUAUGAUCCUACACACGUUUUCAGCGUAGAUUCUGUUCCCACCUUCUGGAAAAUAUUUAACAAUGUUGCACAACCAACAGAUAUGAAUUAUGGUACUGUAUACUUUUUCCGAGAUGGAAUUAAUCCUAAAUGGGAGGAUCCUGGAAACCGAGAUGGUGGUAUUGUAAAGCUGAAAGUACCUUCUGAGUCUAUUAACGAUGCGUGGGUCUUAUUGCUCUGUCGAACAAUUGGAGAAUCAUGGUCAAAGUCAGUUCGAAACACUGUAAAUGGUGUGGCUCUCAAAGUACGAGAGCGUGCAUACCUGCUAGAAGUGUGGGUAACACAACAAACACCUGAGUUAAUGGCAGACCUCAGUGAAUUGAUGCAGCCAUUACUUGGUGAAGCUUUUUCAGUCUUGUACUCACCUCACUCGGUGACACAGGAACGAGCAGCAGCAGUAGCAGCUGCAUUGGCUGAAAAGGAGAAGAAAAAUAGGAACAAUCGUCGUCGUUGGUAA